Molecule: messenger RNA, 2106 nt
Organism: Populus nigra (black poplar)
Lineage: Eukaryota; Viridiplantae; Streptophyta; Magnoliopsida; Malpighiales; Salicaceae
Product: laccase-12-like
Exons: 6
Coding region: 68-1795 (575 amino acids)
Biological process (GO): lignin catabolic process
Cellular component (GO): apoplast
Molecular function (GO): copper ion binding; hydroquinone:oxygen oxidoreductase activity
Source: RefSeq, a predicted model, not a curated record
UUCAUCACCACUCAUCUUAAUUAGCCAUCACUCGAAGAAAUCAAGGCAGGCUAGCUUAAGAGAUAAAAUGGAGGUUAUCAAGUCUAUCUUUGCUGAUCGCCAUUGUUCUUUCUUCCUGGUCGUGCUGCUUCUGGCCUCAACAAUGUCAUUAGCGAUUGCAGAGAUCCACCACCAUGAUUUUGUUGUUCAAGCAACGAAAGUGAAGAGGCUGUGCAAAACCCACAAUAGCAUCACAGUCAAUGGGAUGUUCCCGGGGCCAACCCUGGAAGUGAAAAAUGGAGACACUCUAGUUGUAAAAGUUGUCAACAAAGCUCGAUACAACGUUACCAUUCACUGGCAUGGUAUUAGGCAAAUGAGAACGGGCUGGGCAGAUGGGCCAGAAUUUGUGACACAAUGCCCGAUCAGACCAGGUGGGAGUUAUACCUACAGGUUUAAUAUUGAAGGACAAGAAGGGACACUUUGGUGGCAUGCUCAUAGCUCUUGGCUUAGAGCCACCGUUUAUGGUGCUCUAAUUAUCCAUCCAAGAGAAGGAUCCUCGUAUCCGUUCACUAAGCCAAAACGUGAAACACCCAUACUUCUUGGCGAAUGGUGGGAUGCGAAUCCCGUUGAUGUGGUGAGGGAGGCAACUAGAACUGGAGCAGCUCCAAAUAUAUCUGAUGCAUAUACCAUUAAUGGUCAACCUGGUGAUCUUUAUAAUUGUUCCAGCGAAGAUACUACCAUCGUUCCGAUCGCCUCUGGUGAGACAAACCUCCUUCGAGUCAUCAAUGCUGCACUCAAUCAACCGCUUUUCUUCACCAUAGCCAAUCACAAGUUCACAGUUAUUGGUGCUGAUGCCUCGUAUCUUAAACCCUUUACUACCUCUGUCAUAAUGCUAGGACCAGGCCAAACCACUGAUGUUUUGAUCUCAGGCGACCAACUACCUGGCCGUUAUUACAUGGCAGCUCGAGCUUAUCAGAGUGCGCAAAAUGCACCAUUUGACAAUACUACAACCACUGCCAUUCUUGAAUACAAAUCUGCCCUUUGCCCUGCUAAGUGUACAACAAAACCAGUUAUGCCUCGACUUCCAGCUUAUAACGACACAGCUACAGUUACAGCAUUCAGUGGAAGCCUUAGAAGCCCUCGAAAAGUCGAGGUCCCAACAGAUAUUGACGAGAACCUCUUUUUCACAAUUGGUCUAGGGCUUAACAACUGUCCUAAAAAUUCCAGAGCUAAGCGGUGUCAAGGACCCAACGGCACUCGCUUCACCGCUAGCAUGAACAAUGUUUCUUUUGUGUUUCCUUCAAACAUUGCGUUACUGCAGGCGUAUCAGCAAAAAGUUCCUGGAAUUUACACCACUGACUUUCCAGCGAAACCACCAGUAAAGUUUGAUUACACUGGUAAUGUGAGUCGUUCCCUCUUUCAGCCUGUUCGUGGAACUAAGCUGUACAAGUUGAAGUACGGAUCAAGGGUGCAGAUUGUAUUGCAGGACACGAGCAUUGUCACGCCAGAAAACCACCCAAUCCAUCUUCAUGGAUACGACUUCUACAUCAUUGCAGAAGGAUUUGGAAAUUUCAAUCCCAAAACUCAUAAAUCUAAAUUUAAUCUUGUUGAUCCACCAAUGAGGAAUACAGUUGCAGUGCCUACGAAUGGAUGGGCAGUAAUUAGAUUUGUUGCUGACAAUCCAGGUGUGUGGCUAAUGCACUGUCACUUGGAUGUUCACAUCACAUGGGGUUUGGCCAUGGCUUUCUUGGUAGAGGAUGGGAUCGGGGAAUUACAGAGUGUAGAGUCUCCUCCAGCAGAUCUGCCGAUAUGUUAAUUAUGAUCUAAACAUAAAAGAAGAUUUUACCCAUUGUUGACAUUCUUCAGAAGACAACAGCUAUAGGAUUUUCUUUCCUUCCUUUUCUGGUUGUUGUAUUCAAUUACAUGUGUUGUUCUUCCCUACAUUUGGGGACAUAGUUCAAUAUUGUAUUUUUCCUCUCUUUUAUUGGUAGAUAAUAGGCGGGUAUACAAGAGAUGGUGCCUUUGAAACAAGAGUCGCCAUCUCAUGUUAGUGUGACUGACCUGCUUGUUUCUUGAUUUUAGAGCUAUUUUUCUCUCUUCGUUAAUAAUACAAUCAUACUUUAUGAA